Molecule: messenger RNA, 504 nt
Organism: Brassica napus (rape)
Lineage: Eukaryota; Viridiplantae; Streptophyta; Magnoliopsida; Brassicales; Brassicaceae
Product: zinc finger BED domain-containing protein DAYSLEEPER-like
Exons: 4
Coding region: 1-504 (167 amino acids)
Molecular function (GO): DNA binding; protein dimerization activity
Source: RefSeq, a predicted model, not a curated record
AUGGCUAAGGAAAUGCAAGUUAAAUUUGCUAAGUACUGGGAGAAUUACACAAUCAUUUUGGCUAUGGGGGCAAUUUUAGAUCCAAGGCUGAAUUUGGAAGUUCUUGAGAAAGCUUAUGAGAGAGUGGAUCCCUCUAAUUCUAGUUUUAAAACUGAAGAGCUGAGGACUAAUUUGACUAAACUUUAUAAAGAAUAUCAAGCUAGGACUUGGGACAGUUCUUCUGGUACUUCAUCUACACCAACUUCACAUGAUCUAGUUACUGAAUCACCUCUUGAAGAUGAUUUAGACAAUAGGGAAAACCAAGCUCGAUUUGGUGAUUUGGCGAUGAUGGCACGUGAUAUACUGAGUAUCUCUAUCACCACAAUAGCAUCUGAAUCAGAGUAUGAAGGUACAAUAGAAGAUGUUGAUGAUAUGUGCAACGAAGAUGCUAGGAAGACUACAAAUAUUUCUGGAGUCAAGGGUUCAAGAUCAGAAGAUUCAAAUGGAGAGGGUGUGAGAAUGUGA